AUGGUGAAGAAGAUGAUGGAGGAGGGAGAUGACCGUUGGAGCCUUUCAGAGUUACGCACAAUCAUAGCCCUCUAUGCAACUCAAAGAACACACACCAUUGGUACCAAUCCAAUAACAGCUACAAUCUCUGCAAAGUUUCACCAUAGUCCAGCUUUUGUGUUCUUUGUUAUAGCUAAUGGAAUUGCCAGCGUUCAUAACAUGGUGGUCAUAGCAUUGGAUGUUUUAGGACCCCGGUCUGAUAACCAAGGACUUUAUCUUACACUGAUUGCAAUAUUUGACAUGAUGAUUAUGGCUCUUGCAUCAGCCGGGGAUGGUGCAGCAGCAUUCAUGUCAGAAUUGGGAAGGAAUGGUAAUUCACAUGCAAGGUGGGCCAAGAUAUGUCACAAAUUUGGAACCUACUGCAACAGAGGUGGUGGUGCCCUUAUUGCCUCUUUCAUUGGCAUCAUUCUCCUCCUCAUUAUCACAGUGAUGUCCAUCACUGUGAUAACAACGUAGUAUGUGAGCAGCAUUCUGCUCAAACUAAAUCGCAUUUAACAACGUAGUAUGUUUGCAUAUACGUUCAAGUUGGCCAAAAUCACAUUCACUCAAAUGACACAAGAUACAUGGAUUGAUCAAAAACACAUUCAAACAGUCUUUGAAUGUGAGCUGAGAGAUAUACAAGCACAUUCAAUUAUCAUGCAUGCAUCUAAUGUUCUGUGUUUUUUUUUUCUUUUGUUCAUCCUGCUUUCUGUAUUGGCCAGUUUGAGUGACAGGUUAUGAUGUAUGCAACUUAUGUCAAUUUAUUGCAUGUUUGGAUUUGCUUUGAGUUCAGUCAAAAUGGAUUUUUCAAUCCAAGAAAGUACUAUGUCAAAACUUACGUU
Lotus japonicus is the source of this 860-nucleotide messenger RNA. RefSeq names its product CASP-like protein 1B1. The transcript is spliced from 4 exons. Lineage: Eukaryota; Viridiplantae; Streptophyta; Magnoliopsida; Fabales; Fabaceae. The coding region runs from base 1 to 495 and encodes 164 amino acids. The record is from RefSeq and is a predicted model, not a curated record.